AUGAUGGUUUUAAUCAUUUCUCAUUCCGUCUUCAAGAAAUUUGACCUUUAAACUUGCCAACUACAAUAAUUACAUGAGCUGAAUGUACAGAGUUGACAAUAUGGUUUCGGUUUCUUACAUCGAAGAAAUACUGUUAAGAGUAAUAGCAGACCUUGAAAGUUUUCGAGAUGAGAAUUCUCACUCUCAGAAUCUAGGAACAGGCAUGGAUAGAACAUUUUGCAUCACCACUGAUCAACUUGAAACUAAACUUAGAGAGAUGAAAGAACAAAUAAUUGAUGAGAUACGGGCUGAAGUUCAAGCACUUACUCCUUAUUUGGUCCUUGCAAUGGGUGCUUUACAAAAACAUCCAGAGGAAUCCAAUAAUGAUACAUUGUACACACUAGAUAGAAAGGUUACUAGUAGUGUCACUUACAGUGGUAAAAUAAAAGGUCCAGCCAAUGAAAUUGACAACUCUGAAGUUCCAUUGUUACGACAGAAUCCUAUCACUUUUAAGAAACAUUCAUAUAUGACGUCAUUUGCCAAUAUUGAGAAUCAUUCCAAUAAACUUUCAAAUCAAACCACAUCAGCUGUCUCCAGUGCAGUUAGCUUAAAGUCAGCUGUUUCUAAUGCAGACAGUUUUGGGUCAGCUGUUUCAAGAUCAAUUGUUUUAAGAUCAGCUGUUUCAAGAUCAGACAUUUCAAAAUUGAUUGUAUCUAAUGUUGCUGUUUCUGAAAUUGCUGUAUCAAGCCAAGGCCACAACAGAAGCACUGCCAGAUCAAUUGAAGCAGUAUCCUGUGAACAUGUUUUUAAUGGCAAUGAAAAAAAUCAAUCUUUAGAAGAAACAAGAAAUAAACUGGAAAAGGAUGAUGAUAAUUUGUCAAUACUAGAUGCAGAAGAUGAACAAGACAGAGAGUUUGAGGACAAUGAGUUAAGCAGAACAAAUAUGGUUGACUACACUGCCAGUGCUUAUUUAAGGAAUUGGAAAAUGGUCCUGUUAAUUAUUCUACUUUUAAUAUAUAUUUUGCUGUUGGUGACUUACAAUCGUCUAAAGCCCUUUUGAGACAUUUUCCAACAUAAAAUAGAAAAAGGAUGGAUACAGCCAGUACAUUAGAUCUACCCCAAGGUGAGGAAAGAGAGGACUUGGAUGAAUUAGAAGAUAUGAAUGAAGUAACUAACCAAUGUAUUAAUACAAUGGACAUUGCAACCCUUCAACCAGUAAUGAAAAACCAAGCUGACAUUAAAACAGAACUCCCAGAGAAUCACCCUGGAGAUGAACCACAAUCUUCCACACAACAAACUCCAGUAAGAAACCAAAGCCUAGCUCUUCAAACUGCAGUAUUGAAUCAAAAAUUUCAAGAGUCAGGAACAAAGCCAACUCUGGCAGGACAAGCCGUGAACACCAACCUUCUCCGACCACCAGGAUGGCUAGCAAAGAAGGUAAUAGGAACAGGACCUAAAAAGUUUUAUGAAAGGCGGGCAAAAUCAAGACUUAACAUAAACAAUAGGAAAGCAUAGAUACAAUGAUAAUAAUUGUAUCAUUCUAACUCAUGGGUUUCUAUUUUCUUCUGAAUAAAUUUGGUUCUGCUAAGGCAUAUACAGAAAUUUUCUGAAGCUGUUAAGAAUGAUAAACCAUUUAGAAAUUUUGGAAAUAAGGUCAGAAUCUUCUUAAUCCAUUGAUGAAUUAAGCUAACUCUAUAGGAUGCAACAAAGAGAUAAGGUGUGACAUGCUGCAAAAGAUUAUGAGACAAAGAAACUGGAUUGUUUCCAUAAUUAAUAAUGGUUCUAUAAUAUUUAACAAGGGUUUCUAAUUCAUUCGAGUUCAAUUUGGUUUCUUAAAGGACAUUUAGAACUUUACCCCCAUAGCUGUUAUGAAUGCUUAACUUCUAAAAACUUUAUACAGUGCAUUUAAGCUUUACUUUUGUGUAGCUUAAGUAGAGUGGAGUAAUUCAUAGUUAGAUUUAGGAAAGCUUUUAAUGGUUUAGUUUUCUAACAGCGAAAUGAACGGUUCUGCAAGAUAUUUCCAAAACGUUAUUGAUCCUAAAAAAUAAGUAAAGAAAAUAAGGAUUGGAUUAUUCCUACUAAAACAUUAUAUGCUGUGUGGUUCAGGGCCCAUAUUGGAUUCUGUCAUUUAUGUUGUUCAUCCUGCAGGCCUGAUGGAAAACUAAGAAAAUCGAUUCAAAACAAGCUUUCUUCAACAGGGGGAAAGGUUGCAGAGCGAGCUGAAUUUUGGAACAGUUUAAAGCCAGAAAGGUAAGUAACAAAAAUGUUGACCACACUAAAAUUGAUCAAAAGAACCAGUCCAUCUUCGCUUGGAAAAUCAGUCUAAUUAAUAAAAUUUGAGCCUUAGGUGUUCAUUUUCUAAAAAAGGCAAAAUUAAUAAUAAUUCCAGUGCAUUAGUAAAUACUUUUGGUCUUAAAGACAUUUUAUCAAUCCUGAACAGUAAUGGUGUUCGUUUUUCAAAUUUAAUAAAUCCCCCCCCCCCCCCCGGCCAAAAAAAAAAUAACAUGAAAAACCUGUUGUUAUUAGUAUAAUCGCCAUAUAAACUUUAUUAUUUUCCUUGCAGUCUUUAUUUAGGAAAAUACAAAAAGCAAAGAACUUGCAACCAAAGAAAGGAGAGAACAGAGCUAUGGAGAAACAGAAUAACAAAACUGCUAAUGUUGUAACAUAAACUUCUAGUGGUUAAACAAAUAAAACAAGCAAUAUUCUUUGAAUUUAUAUUCUCAUCUCAUUAAUUAUUUCAGUUUUAUAUUGAAUCCUUUUACAGAAAAGUUGAUUCUCGAUCAUGAUAAUUCUUUAAAAAGUGUAUACAGACAU
Eurytemora carolleeae is the source of this 2793-nucleotide messenger RNA. RefSeq lists its product as uncharacterized. Lineage: Eukaryota; Metazoa; Arthropoda; Copepoda; Calanoida; Temoridae. The transcript has 12 exons. The coding region runs from base 83 to 1039 and encodes 318 amino acids. The record is from RefSeq and is a predicted model, not a curated record.